ACAAGAGUACAAAAUAAACAAAAGGACUAAAAGAUCCCUAAUUAGAGAGAUCCAAAUAAACAUAUAUUAUUCUCCUAUAUAUAUAGAACGCAAAGCCAUUGAUCAUAUUUCUUCCGUUGCAAGCCAUGACUAAUCACAAGAAGAGAUUCCAUGACUUUCUUGAUGAACUCAAUACUAUUGAGUCACGCUCUCAGAAACUCGCCAAGAUUGUUGAGCGUUUGAAGAAGUUGGAUGAAGAGAAAAAAGAAGAUGAAGAUGCGCAGAAGAUCGGAGUUCCGCGAGACAACCAGGUUAAUUUCUUCUCCUUCACCUUCAAGUUAACCAAGUGGUCGUGGUCUAGUGGCUUUCACUUGAAGAGGAGUCGCUCUGUUGGUCUAGGCCAGGGAUCGAUUCCCCUCAAGCGCGAAAAAGUUGCACUACUUAAGGAUCUCCCACCACCGGCGAUAUCAUCCUCCUCUCUUCAACCACCGACGUCAUCUUCAACUCUCGCACCAUCGUCAUCAUCCUCCUCUCUUCAACCACCCGGAUCUUUGAUAGACUUCUUUCCGUCGUCAGUGUCAUACUCUCUUCAACCACCAUCGUCGUCAUCCUUCUUUCCGUCGUCACCAUCAUCCUCUUUUCAGCCACCCGAAUCAUCAUCAUCUAAGCGACCACGGCUUAGUAACAUCUUUUCGUCGCCUUUAUCCUCCUCUCCGUCACCGUUUCUGGCUCUUCCACCACCGACGGAAUCUUCGUCGAGGUUCUUCUAUCCGCCACCGCCAGAAUCUUUCGUGCCGCCACCAACAUACUCUUUCACGCCGCAGGCAUUCCCUGUUCCACCACCGACGGCCCCGUCCAGUUUCUUCUAUCAGCCACCGCCGCCUCAAUCCCGCCGCCGGAAUUAUCUGUUCCACCACCAACGGCCUCGUGGAGGUCAAACUUUCCGCGGGUCUCCUCGGGCCCACCUAUCUCUGGGCCACAACCUACUCGGGGCCCAUUACGUGGCCCAAUACCACCGAUUCAAGGAAGACUACAAGGUGCAGGCCCAAGACCCAGAAUCGUAUGGACAGAGGAACGUUACUCUUAAGAGAGUAAAACAUGCGAUGGGCAGGGAAGAUAUUAUUGUACAACAUAUCGGCAGUAGACUGCGGAUCUUUCCAGGCCUACAUGCUCUAUUGCCAAUCCCAAUCCCAAACCCUUACCCUAUCCCAAACCCAAACCCAGAUUUAGUGGCGUGGACAGAUAGGCUUCGAGGAGUGUUUGAUGACGCAGUUGCCAGACUUGAGCGAUGUUUCAAACUUGAUGGUGAUGACAACAAAAGAGUAGAAGACGGUGGUGAUGAUUCCGAUUCAGUGACGGCCGCUGCGGUGGUGAUUGUAAGUGGUGUUUAUUCCUAUUUAAACUAUUGGGUUCUUAACGAUGGUGGAGAUGGUAUUUACGACGAUAGUGAUGAUGAUUAUAUUAUCGGUGGUGGUGAAUUUGGGAAAAAAGAAGAAACUAAACCGAAAGCGAUCAACGAGCUAAUUGGUGAAGAAGAGCUCGACGGUGCGAUUCGUGGUCGUUUACAACCUUUGAGAGAGCGCCAGAGAUAUAUAACAGAGAACUUAGACUUGGGCUGA
This is a messenger RNA of Arabidopsis lyrata subsp. lyrata, 1598 nucleotides long. RefSeq lists its product as uncharacterized. The record is from RefSeq and is a predicted model, not a curated record. Lineage: Eukaryota; Viridiplantae; Streptophyta; Magnoliopsida; Brassicales; Brassicaceae.